Budorcas taxicolor (takin) is the source of this 1257-nucleotide messenger RNA. It is a transcript of the gene NTSR1, whose product is annotated as neurotensin receptor 1. The transcript is spliced from 4 exons. Gene Ontology annotation, molecular function: G protein-coupled neurotensin receptor activity. Gene Ontology annotation, biological process: neuropeptide signaling pathway. Gene Ontology annotation, cellular component: plasma membrane. Bases 1 to 1257 code for a protein of 418 amino acids. The record is from RefSeq and is a predicted model, not a curated record. Lineage: Eukaryota; Metazoa; Chordata; Mammalia; Artiodactyla; Bovidae.
AUGCGUCUCAACAGCUCGGCGCCCGGUCCCUGGGUCGGCCGGACCGACCACCCGUUCACGCAGCUGCCGUCGGUGCUGGAGGGGGUGCUCCUGGCUCCCGGCUUGGGCAAUGGCUCUGGCAACCUGUCGGAGUCCGUACCAGAGGCCCCCAGCAGCGACCUGGAUGUGAACACGGACAUUUACUCCAAGGUGUUGGUGACCAUUGUGUACCUGGCGCUCUUCGUGGUGGGCACGGUGGGCAACUCAGUGACUGCCUUCACGCUGGCGCGCAAGAAGUCGCUGCAGAACCUGCAGAGCACGGUGCACUACCACCUGGGCAGCCUCGCCCUGUCCGACCUGCUCAUCCUGCUGCUGGCCAUGCCUGUGGAGCUGUACAACUUUAUCUGGGUGCACCACCCCUGGGCCUUCGGUGACGCUGUGUGCCGCGGCUACUACUUCCUUCGCGAUGCCUGCACCUAUGCCACUGCCCUCAACGUGGCCAGCCUGAGCGUGGAACGCUACCUGGCCAUCUGCCACCCCUUUAAAGCCAAGACCCUCAUGUCCCGCAGCCGCACCAAGAAGUUAAUCAGCGCCGUCUGGCUGGCCUCUGGCCUCCUGGCUGUGCCUAUGCUCUUCACCAUGGGCCAGCAGAACCGCAGUGCCGACGGCCAGCACCCAGGCGGCCUGGUAUGCACACCCAUUGUGGGCACUGCCACAGUCAAGGUCGUCAUCCAGAUCAACACCUUCAUGUCCUUCGUGUUCCCCAUGGUGGUCAUCUCCUUCCUGAACACCGUCAUCGCCAACAAGCUGACCGUGAUGGUCCGCCAGGCUGCUGAGCCGGGCCAAGUGUGCACCGUCGGGGACCAGCACAGCUCCUUCAGCAUGUCCAUCGAGCCCGGCCGGGUCCAGGCCCUGCGCCACGGCGUCCGGGUCUUACGUGCCGUGGUCAUCGCCUUCGUGGUCUGCUGGCUGCCCUACCACGUGCGACGCCUCAUGUUCUGCUACAUUUCAGACGAACAGUGGACCCCGUUCCUCUACGACUUCUAUCACUACUUCUACAUGCUGACCAACGCCCUCUUCUACGUCAGCUCCACCAUCAACCCCAUCCUCUACAACCUCGUCUCCGCCAACUUCCGCCAGAUCUUCCUGUCCACCCUGGCUUGUCUCUGUCCCCUGGGGGGGCGCAGGAGGAGGGGGCCAGCCUUCUCGAGGAAGGCCAACAGUGUGUCCAGCAACCACACCUUCUCCAGCAACGUCACCCGGGAGACAUUGUACUAG